Melozone crissalis (California towhee) is the source of this 1679-nucleotide messenger RNA. RefSeq names its product RNA pseudouridine synthase domain containing 1 (gene RPUSD1). Gene Ontology annotation, biological process: pseudouridine synthesis. The record is from RefSeq and is a predicted model, not a curated record. The transcript is spliced from 6 exons. Bases 347 to 1255 code for a protein of 302 amino acids. Gene Ontology annotation, molecular function: pseudouridine synthase activity; RNA binding. Lineage: Eukaryota; Metazoa; Chordata; Aves; Passeriformes; Passerellidae.
CCAGGGUCCUCUCUGUCGCGCGCGUCCCCGCCCCGCGUCCCCUGUCCCCUCCCCUCUGCCCCGUGCCCUCCGGCGGAGCCGCCGCGCUCGCUGCAGCGGGGAGCGGGGAGAGGCCGAUGGCCGCCGCCGGGAUGGGCAGAGGCAGCACCGCGCGGCUGCGGGGCCUCCACGCGUGACAGUGGGGCGGGCAUGGGCCUUCCGUGCAUGGCGCCGGGGCGGCCCGGGACAGCGGGACAGCGGCGGGGCCGUGCGCUGUGACAUCGGCAUGGCGGCGACCGGAGCGCUGCGGUAGCGUCCGCACCGCCGUGGGACCUGCACCCGGACGGUGUGACACCGGGCGCUGGCCAUGGAGCCGGGCACCAUCGACAACCUGUCCAUCCUGUACCAGAGCUCCGACUUCAUCGUGGUCAACAAGCACUGGGACCUGCGCAUCGACAGCAAGAUGUGGUACGAGACGCUGACCCUGCAGAGCCAGCUCAAGCACCGCUUCCCCGAGCUGGCCGACCCCGACACCUACUACGGCUUCAGGUUCUGCCACCAGCUGGAUUUCUCCACCAGCGGGGCUCUGUGUGUGGCACUCAACAAAGCGGCGGCGGGAAGUGCCUACAAGUGCUUCAAGGAGCGCCUGGUGACCAAAGCCUACCUGGCCCUGGUGAGGGGACACGUGAGCCAGAGCCGGAUGUCGAUCCGCUACGCCAUCGGGAAGAACACCACGGAGGGCAUGACCCACAUGAUGUGCAUCGAGGGCACAGAGGGCUGUGAGAAUCCCAAGCCGUGCCAGUCGGAGCUGAUCGUGCUGGAACAUGGAUCCUACAGCGGAGACCCCGUCACCAAAGUGCUGCUGCAGCCGCUGACAGGGAGGACUCACCAGCUCCGGGUUCACUGCAGCGCCAUCGGCCACCCCAUCGUGGGGGACUUCACCUACAGCCACCGGCAGGACAGCAAUCCCUACAGGAUGAUGCUCCACGCCUACUACCUGCGCAUCCCCACGGGCAAGGAGCUGAUCGAGGUGUGCGCGCCCGACCCCUUCGUCACCGCCAUGGACAGCAACUGGGUGCCCCAGAACAUCACCCAGAGGCUGGAGGAUGUCAUCCAGGAGCUCAAGGACAAGGGGACACACAAGGAGGAGGAGGAGGAGGAGGAGGGCCAGGAAGCUGCCAGAGAGGAGGGAGCAGGGGGGGAAGGCAGCAGGGAGGAGACAGAGGAGCAGCGGGUGCAGUGUGAGCAGAGGCUGGCUGAGUGGGCUCUGGAGUGAGCACAAAGCACCUCCCUGCAUCUCCAGCUCCAGCCUUGUCCCAGCGGGUCCCCACGGAGCCCGGCGCUGCCUGCACACCUGCACUCCCUCUGUGGCUUCCCUUGCUCCUGGGGCUGGCAUCGGGUGGAUUUUAGGAGGGGUUGAGGUGGGGUUAUUUUGUAAUGCCCAUCAUCUGUCUGGUCAUGGGAUGUCCCUUUCCCAAUUCUGGGCCUCAGCAGCAGAGUGUGUCACGCUCCAGCUUAAAAUGACCCCAAAGCUUUCCAUCCGUGUCCUGGGGCUCGGGCACAGCUGGGCACUGCCUUUGCCAUGGACAUUCCCACAGCCUCUCCAUGCUUGGAUGCAGAAUUGCAGCCCAGCACAGGGAGGGGAGAAGGUGCUGGGUGCAGCUCCAGUGUACCCGUCCUCCAUUCCCAUUCCCUCACUC